GAAAUCUUUGCUAUUCUACUUCUGCUGUGGGUGUAAGACCUGUGCAAGACUUCUCCCAAGACACGAGCAAGCACACGAAGAACACUUUUAUGACCUUCUGAAUUUAUAUUUGCAUCCGUAACUCGCAUGAGUGUUAACCAGGCAUUUAAGUAUCAUGUGGAGUCCUGAUGAAAUAGCCAGUUUGUGUUAUAAUCACUUUAAUAAACUGCCCAAGAGAGGAAAGCCAGAGGCGGGCAGAGAGUGGACUCUACUGGCUGCUGUCAUUCUUCUGACUGACAGCUCAGACCACAAGACAGUUCAAAAGCAGGUUGUGUCUUUGGGGACGGGCACCAAAUGCAUCGGCCAGUCUGCUAUGAGUAUGAAGGGUGAUAUUCUGAAUGACAGUCAUGCCGAGGUUAUUGCUCGAAGGGGGUGUGUCAGGUAUCUGACAGAGCAGCUGCACAGGGCUGUGAGUGGCCAGAGCUCUGACGUCUUCUGUCCAGGAGCCGAACGGGGAAAAUGGACAGUUAAACCAGGAGUUUCUUUCCUUUUCUUCACCAGUCAAACACCCUGUGAGUCCAGCUUUAUGUCUUACAUGUUAAUAUCUGUUUAGUUAAAAAGGGUCUCU
Rhinichthys klamathensis goyatoka is the source of this 607-nucleotide messenger RNA. RefSeq names its product tRNA-specific adenosine deaminase 1-like. Gene Ontology annotation, molecular function: RNA binding; adenosine deaminase activity. The record is from RefSeq and is a predicted model, not a curated record. The transcript is spliced from 5 exons. Lineage: Eukaryota; Metazoa; Chordata; Actinopteri; Cypriniformes; Leuciscidae. The coding region runs from base 155 to 592 and encodes 145 amino acids. Gene Ontology annotation, biological process: RNA processing.